Molecule: messenger RNA, 1703 nt
Organism: Harmonia axyridis
Lineage: Eukaryota; Metazoa; Arthropoda; Insecta; Coleoptera; Coccinellidae
Product: facilitated trehalose transporter Tret1-like
Exons: 2
Coding region: 248-1648 (466 amino acids)
Biological process (GO): transmembrane transport
Cellular component (GO): membrane
Molecular function (GO): transmembrane transporter activity
Source: RefSeq, a predicted model, not a curated record
GAGAAAAACACUAGCGUAAUGAAAUCACGAAGUAGUCCUGAUUUACGAGAUUCUUUUCUAAACUUAGCGUCAGAUUAAAGUGUUAACUAAACAUCUUGAAUCUCCGGCAAAUAUGUUUUGGGAUUUUGAAUAUUUCUAUGCCUUGAGGAGAAUCGUAAGGAAAUCAAUGUGAUGUUCACUUUCGCGGUCGCUGGGAUUGGGAAACGAUGGAAUUGUGUUGAAGAUUUAUUUUUGAAACAAAGCAAAAAUGGUUUUUUGGUUGACAGGAUCUAAAAAUGAUGGUAGCGUACUGAAUGAAUACUUGGCUGUUAUAGCAGCAUGUACAGCGUUUUUUACAUUGGGUGUCCACCAAGGCUGGACAUCCCCUUCCAUACCGAAACUCCAGUCUCCUGAAUACCCCUUCGAGAUCUCCAAUGAGGAAGCGUCUUACAUCACCAUGUUCGCCUCUUUGGGAGACAUCUUUGGAGAAAUCCUGUGCUCCAUUUUCGUCGACAGGAUCGGACGUAAGAAGACCAUGCUUUAUUCCGGUUUCCCCAUCUUAUUUUCUUUCAUCUUCAUCUACUUUUCCUACUACACUCCCGUCGUUCUUUACAUUGCUCGUCUCCUAGGAGGAAUUUGUUUUGGCGUAAUCAUGUCCAUAUCUCCAAUAUAUACUUCGGAGAUAUCACGUCCAAGGAUACGGGGAAAGCUGGGUGUUUUGGGAGCGUGCUCCUUUAUCUUUGGUCUGGUGGCGGUGAACUUGGUUGGUACGUAUUUGAACAUACAAGAAACGGCUCUGAUAUUUGCCAUUAUCGCAAUGGUAUUCCUUUUUACCUUUUCGCUGAUGCCCGAGACACCCUACUACCUUCUAAUGAUCAAUAAGGUACAAGAAGCUGAGAAAUCCUUGGUGUUCUUUAGGAGAUCAACAAAUGUUAAGAGCGAGCUCCAAUCGUUGACUGAUGACGUGGAGAGACAGAUGAGCGAAAGGGGUGAAUUUAAAGAUCUCAUUCUGAAUGAAACAAACAGGAAGGCCUUGAUUCUUAUGAUCUUUGCGAGGAUUUUUCAACAGAUGACUGGAGCUACUGUCUUUGCUAUGUAUACUCAACAUCUUUUAAGCAGUAUGGAUGAAGUCUUCCAACCACAUAUCGCCAUACUGAGCAUCUACACCCUACAAGCUUUCGUAGUGUUGUUGUCUGGAAACCUCUCCGAUAAAUUUGGUCGUGUACCACUAAUGGUUUGCUCAGCAGCAUCUUGUUUCAUCACGCUGAUGCUUCAAGGCGGAUAUUUCACCAUUAGAGAUUUCACCAACUUGGGUUUACCAUUAUGGACACCAGCUCUUCUCUUGGCAGUUUACUAUUUUUUGUUUCAAAUCGGUCUAGGCUCCUUACUGAACAUCAUGCUAGGGGAGAUGUUUUCAGCAUCCAUCAAACCCAAAGCGAUCUGCGUGGUCAACAUGACUCUUUCCCUCACCAUUAUGUUCACAGCUAAGCUAUAUCAGGUGUGUUCGGAUUAUCUACAUAUUUCUGUGUGUUUCUACAUCUUUGCAGCAUCUUCUUUUAUAAGCGUGUUCUUCUUCAAAUUUUUCUUCUUGGAGACUAAGGGUAAGACCCUAGAAGAAAUACAGAUGGAACUGAAAGGAGUUAAGAAGAGGCAAAGUGUUGUUGCCUAGAAUGGGUCAUGUUGUAAAAAUGUAUGUUGUAAAAUAUAUGUAAUAGUAAGUGUAA